CCCCACCUUCGUCCAGUUGGAGUGAAACCGUAGAAGCCGCAGUACGUCUCUCUCGGUUCCGUGCGAAAAUGACGUGCAAAGUGCAGUAAUUAAUUGACUCCGGGCAUCGAAUCGCAGUGCACCUGAUCGGCCGAAUCGAGCCGCAUCCGACUGGCCGAAUUUGCGUCAAAUUUGGCCGCUCGGCGACGCAGUGCGAGCUGUUUCGUGUGACGGGUCGGCGGGCAAGCUGCUCCGUUGUGCAAUACUCUGGACAGUUUCCGCCGCUUCCUGCCGCCGCGCGUGCAAAUCUUGAGCCUGCCGGGCCCGCCAUUCGGCCUUCGGCAAGACUUUGGGUUCCGAGUGCGUCGAUUUUUGGCGAAUCGGACCCACACAGCGUGAGCAAGACGUACUUAGCUGCGUGUAAUGGCGCCUCCUGACCUACUCUCCCUGACUGCUGCCUAGACAAGUGCAUCCGAGAUUCACUAAAACGUCAGCAUGAACUACUCAAACAUCCUGGAAGGCACACGGCAAUACUUCCAGGGGCUGCCGUCGGCGCAGCAGGGUGAUCCCGGGGGCGGCCCGGGUCCGCAGGCGCCUGCGGCGCCGCCGGUCGCAACCUCGCAAUCGGCGCCACCACCGCAGCACCAGGUCUUCAUUCCUCCGCAAGCCAAGACUGAGUAUAGAUGGGCGCCGCCGGGCUCUGCGGCCACUUUCCCGUCGUCCACCGGCGCCAAACUAGGUUCUUACCCUCCGGUGUCGAGUCGGACCCCGCCGUACACGCCGCCGAGCGCCGGAAAGGCGUCGCCGUACGCGGCGCCGCCACAGCAGAGCAAGUCACCGGCUGUGCCUGCCUCCUUCUACCACCAGCAGCAGCCGCCGGCCAAGGGGCUGACGUCGCUGCCGCCGUCUUCGUCACCCUCGCCAGCCUACUACAAGCCCAACCAGCAGACGUACCCCCAAUUCAAUUCAAGGGGGCUUCCGCAGGUGUUCGAAACGUCCAAGGUGCAGCCGGUGGCCAUAGCCAAGACUGCUAACAGUGCUUCCUCAACGGCAAAGCUGUCGUCGUCCGCCCCGGCGGCCUCCAUGACUAACCACAACAUGUCUAGCAGGUACCCCCAGAUCAGCCCCCUGGAUAGAAACUCGUUCGCCCAGCAAUACCAAGGCUACCCCACGAGCAAGCUUUACUACUCCUCCUAUCCCUCCACCUCUGCGACGGCAGCAUCCCAUGUUGUCGCGAGCGCCACAGCCACCACCCCCAAUUACCCGACCAUGCACACCCCAACCUCGUGGAUGAGCUCUUUCAGUCAGCAGCAGCAGCAGCAGCAGCGACAGUUGUCGCAGCAGCAGCAGGCCGCCAGGCCUAGCGUAGUCAACCACGUAUCAGAGCAGAAAAACCAUAGUCAACCUCCACAACAACGACAGCAACAAUCCCUCCAGCCACCUAAAUUCGCACCACCACCGGCGCAAAAGCAGCGCUUAGGACCAAAAAGAGACUCGCCUCUCGACCUAUCAGUGAGGACGAUCCGCCGUAGUGCGGAUUCGACCCACGAUGACGAGGCAGCGGUCAGACUGCUCGGGGGCUCUGCUGCCCCGGAAAUGGUCAGAGCCGACACCACUCAGCCUCCCCGACUGGUGCAGCCUCCCCCACCCAGUGAACAGGCCAGGGUGGACCUGAGUCUACCCACGCUGCUGCGGUCUCAAGAAAUCAUGCCCAAUUAUCACCGGCCUUCAUUUCGAAUUCCUAACAAUUCAAACGAAUCUGAAAAGGCCAGAGAGGCGAUGGCUGUGUCUUCCUUGCUCAGCUUAGAGCACAAAUUUGGUCCUCAGCCGGCCAAGCAAGCAGUGCCUCAUUCACCCUCACCACACCAUACUAAUCACUCUCCUGCGACACUAAGCAACCAUCGGCAACCGUCGCCUUCCCAGCAGAACCACACGCCCCAUUACCAGUACCAGCAUCAACCCUCUCAGGCACAACAGCACCCCCAGCAACAGAGUUUGCCCACCUUCCACCACUUUUUGCCAUCCAAAAUGGAGAAUGUGGCCCAGUACAACCACCACCCUCCCACCAGCAACAAUCAGCAGAUGAUGUACCAGCAAAUGAACUACCAGUAUUACCAGAAGGUCAAUCAGUCCCCUCAACUUCCCAUUCCCAUGCCGAAGCACAACAACCUGGCUGCUGACAAACGGGUACUCAGCAUUUUGCGAAAUAGUCUUGAAACUAAGAAUGCCAACCAACAGAGAUUGCUUGCUGAGGCUGCUGCGAAUCAACAGCAGCAGCAGCAACAGCAGCAAGGAAUUCGAAUGCAAGUGCCGACCGCUCCUCAUCCUCCCCAGCAACCAGCCAAGUUGACUGCGCCGAAGCAACAUAGUGAGAUUCCCUGCCCCAGCCAAGUUUCGUACCCGCUCACUCCUCAGCAGCUAACUCCUGACCUGGACGGGCUGGCUGAUCUCGCGGCCUCCAGAAUCAGGACAAAGGCAGAACUGAAACAGCUCGGUGGCGACUUCCAGCAGACCCAAUUGCUGAGUCCCACGGCUUCCUAUUGUGGCCGAUGUUCUCACCAAGGCUGUAUUUGCCAGAAGUGUCGCAACUGCCCCGAAGGAGCGCCCUGCAUGUGCAGGAAGGACAAGAUUGCUGCACCGGUGUCGUCGAGGAAGGUUUCAGACACCAGAAGCUCCACUGAAACUUCUGUGUUUGACUUCCCUGACAGUGAUCCAGAGACCAGUGGUCCAACGUCGGUCAGCGACCUUAGAAAGAACAGAAAAGCUCCUAAUGCAGACACACCACCAUUCUCAGAAGCACCCGCAUUGCCACUCGUCGAGCAGCCUGAGCCAGAUCCUGAAUGGGACAGUGUGUGCAGCAACUUAGUCACCAGCCUAGAAACCAAAGUCAGCAAGUGCAUUAGGACUGCACAACACAGUUUCCAAGCUGCCAGAAAGCGCAAACAGGUGCAGGAAGACAAGAUGAAAGCCAAAAUCAUCAAGCUUGAAGCCCAAAUGAAGGAGGAGAAUGAACUUAUCGAAUCAGUUAUCAAAACCACGAGUGAAAGUGAUUUGCUCCUUGGACUGACAGACAAGAAAAUUAAAUUGGAGCCUGUGCUAAAACCUUCAGUGCUUCUCGAUAAACUGCAGGAGGAUGAAGAAAAGAGUGUUCUGUCUGACUCUAGCGCUGAUGCAGUACCUGCAAGACUGAAGAAAAAACUUCCAGCCCCCAGUUCUUCAGAGUCAGACUACGAAGAAGAGCUAACCCUUGCUGAGAGACAAGUCCAUAGAGGAUUGUUGCAGUCCUCAAGUUCUGAGUCGUCUGAGGAAAGUUCUUCUUCAGAAGAAUCAGACUGGUCUGAUGACGUGGGAAAAUCGGUCGCAGGUAGACUGAGGAACCCCAGAAACAAAGGAAGGACAUACAACACUAGGAGAAACAAGGGUGGCAAAAAAGCAAAGGUUGGAAGGAAAAGAAAGUUAGGGAUUAUCAGCAGUGACGACGAGGAUGAAGUAGACGAGAAUAUUGAUGAUGAUGAUGAUGAUGAUGAUGAUGAGUCGGAUUCCUCUUCAGACAGCUCUCAGCCAAAGAGACGAACCAGAAGAAGCGGGAAGAGAUCAAAAACAGUUUCUAGAAGUCCGUCGCCAGUAGCUAGGAAAACAAGAAAUUCGAAAGGAAAAAGUGUUGCAAAUAAAAAAGACUCUAACUUAGACCAGAAACUUAAAAUCAAGCGUGCCAAAGAGAAACCAGUGAAAGAAAAGAAUAAGCCUAACAAGAAAUCCACAAAACUAGCAGCUGAGAAGCCUGACAAGAGCAUUAGUGAAAAUUCUAUGGACAAUGGUUUUUACCCUGGUUGGGAAAAUGAACUGGUCAGGUUUAAAGAGUCGCUUCGCAUGCCCAAAACGCUAAUUAGAGUUCAUUCGGGACCAAACUCUGAUCCGCCAACACCAACCAAAAAGCGCCGAGGAGUGACCGACUCUCCUUGUAGUGAUUCCAGUUUAAAGACCAAAAAAGUUGAAGAAUUAUUAGUGAAAAAGGCCAUCCGUGAUGUUGAGCUCUCGGACAGCUCCUCCUCCAUGCCUGGAAGACCGAGAAAGAAGAAUGAAAAGGUCAGCCAGGAGGUGUUGAAAAAGCUGGCGAACAAACUGAAAAACAAGGCCGCUGAAACCACCGCCCCAGAAAAAAGAACAACCAAGUCAGUGCCAGAUCAGACUGAGGGAGAACCGAAGAAAAUCUGUUCACCCCUGAGAAAGGGACUGAGACAAAGAAGACGCAGUUCUCGACUCAGCGGAAACAUGGACAGGAGACACUUACGCAGUGCAGCUCAACACCGGAGCAACAGGAUCCUGCUCAACUCUAAGAAACAUCUGCGAAGGAGGGAUAUCAUGGACAAGGAGAAAUCUGGAGAUAGUCCGCAGAAAGUCAAGAAAUCGCCAAUUAAGACAAGAAGAAAGCUCAGGUCGUCAGGGUUUGACUAUUUGCGGAAAAAGAAGAAAAAGAAGGAAGGUAGCGAAACCAGCAGCACAACUACCACAAAAAAGAGAUCGUCUUCCAACAAGCAAAAGUCGUUAGAGGAAAUUGCUAACGAGGUGCGAAGUUGGGUGGUAAACAAAGGACUUGGAGAGACUGUUCUACACCGCGCAGCUAGAACCUGCAGAAAUGAUGUGGCUGCUUACUGCCUUGAGUCAUUGGGCAUGGACCCGUCCUCAAAAGACAACGCCGGCUACACGCCUCUUCACGUUGCGUGCGCUCGAGGGCACUUGAGUAUGGCGCGGCUGCUGCUCAUGUAUGGAGCUCUGGUCGACAGCAGCGCUCAGGGAGGGAUAAGACCGUUGCACGAGGCUUCAGAGUGUGGCCACAUUGAACUGAUGCGCCUGCUGCUCAGCUAUGGCGCAGACCCUCUGCUCUUCAACUACUCCAACCAAACGUCCAUGGACCUUGGCACUCCAGAUGCGCAGAUUUUGCUGAGUGAGCACCUCAACGAUGUCCAAGGCAAACCUUCAACCGCUUGGGAUUUUAAAUUUUAUGUUAACUUAGAGCCUGAAGAUAAUGGAUUUGAUGUGUUUGAUGACGCUCCCAUCUCUGAGUGUGCAUCACUCAAGGAAGAGGAGCCAGAGUUUGAAGAUCUGACCCCUUUGAUGGGUCCUGGAAACUGUUCCCCCUUCUCACAACCUGCCACAUUUUGGGUGCGCGGCGAAUCAGACAAUUACAUGAUCUUGAGCGAAGUAUGCUCUCACCUUGGACAUUCGCAAGACUGGCUGAAGAAGUCCCUGAAAAGUGAGGUUGCCACCAAGGAGAUGAGCAAAGCCGAGUUUUUUGAGAACGCUCGUUGCUCACACAUUCUAGGCGCCAACUGGAAUCCGGAUCCGAAUAAAUUGAAAAGUAGCAUUGUUCUGAUCAAAGUUGAUAAGGAGUUGACAAAACUCCUCGCAUCUGCAGGGCAGAAACAGAAAAGAUGACGCAUCGAGAAACAUUAACGAAAUACUUUUAUACUUUAAACCUACGCUAGAGUGUUUUUAUUAAGUAUAUUAUCGAAAGUGGCUUUUCCGAUGGACAUUUAUGUUUGAAAUUGUGUUAACAUAUCAGUGUGCAGUAAACUAGUCUUCUGUUGACUGGUGUAAAUAGACUUUUUGUGAUAUGGGAUAUGUGCAAACUUCAAAUAAAUACCAAGUAAGCAGAGAUGUAUAAUCCGCACCACUUCUCCAGUGUAGAUUCCUUUGUUCAAGUUAUGAAAUAAAUUCUGUUAACGCAUUAUCAAUGAAAGAUUCCUAUGUUGUAUUGAUUUGGAAACUUACAUUUUGGAUCAAGAGAAAAUAAAAAGUCUGCUAAUUGAAA
This is a messenger RNA of Cloeon dipterum, 5791 nucleotides long. Its product is annotated as protein piccolo-like. Lineage: Eukaryota; Metazoa; Arthropoda; Insecta; Ephemeroptera; Baetidae. Gene Ontology annotation, molecular function: transcription corepressor activity; protein binding. Gene Ontology annotation, cellular component: nucleus. Gene Ontology annotation, biological process: negative regulation of transcription by RNA polymerase II. The transcript is spliced from 14 exons. The record is from RefSeq and is a predicted model, not a curated record. Bases 475 to 5415 code for a protein of 1646 amino acids.